Messenger RNA from Lodderomyces beijingensis, 699 nucleotides. Lineage: Eukaryota; Fungi; Ascomycota; Pichiomycetes; Serinales; Debaryomycetaceae. The record is from the annotation of a GenBank genome assembly.
AUGACAGUAGACGACCAUGACGUGUCAGGAUUCCAAGGUCUAAUGAAUUCACUAAACCUAGACGCAGACCAAUUCAAACAAUACGACCCUGCGAAGUUCUCCGCAUUCACAUUCCAACAACUCCUGAAUCUCAAAUUGGAAAUUGAGUCGCAACUACGUAUAUUAUUCAAUCUAUUGCAACAGAAAUAUAACGCCGAUAUGGAUACCCCGCUAGUGACCAAAGACGGGUUCCCUCGCAGCGACAUUGACGUGGUCACGAUUCGCUUGAUCCGCGUGCAAAUCAUCAGGUUGCGCAAUGAUUAUAAGGAGCUUUUGAAAAUCCUCGAUUCCAAAAUCGAACAGGAGUUUGCGCGGCGUCAAAGCGAAGCACCAAGCGCAGAUGUCGAGGGCUCGAAUGCGGCGGGGGCGGAGAAGAGGGGCUACACGAUCCCGUUUGCGCAGGUCAAGGAGGUCAUCCCUGGAAGCCCCGCGUCUGCCGCAGGCUUGGAAGAAGGUGACGCCAUGGUUCUAUUCGACGAGAAUAUACAUGCUUUGAAUCACAACAAGUUGCAGAGUCUAGUUGAACGGAUCAAGUCUAGGAUAGGCCAGGAUAUCGAGGUUCAAGUGCAGCGACUUGGCCGUGUUGAGACUUUGGUGCUUCGACCAACUAACGACUGGGAGGGCCAGGGGUUGUUGGGAUGCAGGAUCAUCCCAAUAUGA